Messenger RNA from Penicillium antarcticum, 525 nucleotides. Its product is annotated as LAMTOR1/MEH1 family protein. The transcript has 2 exons. The record is from RefSeq and is a predicted model, not a curated record. Bases 1 to 525 code for a protein of 174 amino acids. Gene Ontology annotation, biological process: cholesterol homeostasis; positive regulation of MAPK cascade; cellular response to amino acid stimulus. NCBI's taxonomy places the organism in Eukaryota, Fungi, Ascomycota, Eurotiomycetes, Eurotiales, Aspergillaceae. Gene Ontology annotation, cellular component: Ragulator complex; late endosome membrane; membrane raft.
AUGUUCAACGCGCAUUACCUCGGCAUCAUGCGCGAUGCAUGGGACGCCUGUCAAAAAGACCACUCUUCUAACUUUAUCUUCUUCAAGCCCGAGUCAUCUCGUCUGCUCGACGACGACCCUUAUCAGGCCGGGUAUGGCUACGGAGCGCUCAACCAUGCACAGCAGGCUAGCCAGCCGGAUCCGGAAUACGUGAGGCGCGAGAGAGAGGCAUUGGAAUCUAUAUGCCAGCGAACUUCGGACUCGGUAAUCGACAUUUGGUCGCUCCAACCACAACCACAUCUCCAACCUCAAGCUACCCUCCACACACCCAUCUCUGCAUCUCCCGCUCAAUCGCAGAAAGGCGAGUCCACCACCGCCUCGGCCACUCGUUCGCCAUCAAGCCGUCCUUCCUCAGGUGCAGAUGGCAAUGUCCCCAAACACUGGGGUGAAGUGGUUGUCAACCCAAACAAGAAGCGCUCUCGUCCUGACAUGAAGACCGAUAUCAAAAUCAAAGAUGAUGUCUUUGGAGUCUUGAGUGUCAACUAG